Hemiscyllium ocellatum (epaulette shark) is the source of this 444-nucleotide messenger RNA. Its product is annotated as lysozyme C-1/C-2-like. The coding region runs from base 1 to 444 and encodes 147 amino acids. The transcript has 4 exons. Gene Ontology annotation, molecular function: lysozyme activity. NCBI's taxonomy places the organism in Eukaryota, Metazoa, Chordata, Chondrichthyes, Orectolobiformes, Hemiscylliidae. The record is from RefSeq and is a predicted model, not a curated record.
AUGAAGCUCCUUAUUGUACUCAGUGUCCUGCUUGCAGUCUCCAGUGCCGAGAUCCUUUCACGAUGUCAAGUUGUUAAAGCUAUCAAGGACUCUGUACUGACAAAAUUCACCCACUACAGCGUGGCAGACUGGGUGUGCUUGGCUGACCACGUGAGUCAAUACAACACAAUGGAAAUCGGUCAUGAAACACGGAAUGGAGAGGCCUGGGCAUCACAAUAUGGGAUCUUUCAGAUCAGUAGCAAGUGGUGGUGUGAUGAUGGAAAAACUCCAAACGCAGAAAACGGCUGUGGGAUCAAAUGUACUGAACUAUUGAGUAAUAAUUUGAAUCCUGACAUUGAGUGUGCUGCAAAAAUAGUGGCUUCAAAAGGAAUGGAGGCCUGGAGCAGCUGGGUCGAAAACUGCAAAGGUAAAUGGAUCAAGUAUUACACCUACUUUUGCUUCUGA